AUGACUGUGCCGCCAGUGUGCACUUUGAGCAAGCCUGAGCCCGAGCUUAAGCCUGACAGGUUCAGACUCAAGUUUGCCGCUGGCGCCCAGGAAUCGACUGCAGCGCCAGCCCAAGCAAGGGUGUGGGGUAGAAGCCGCAAGGCUAGUGAUCCAAGCAGCCAAGAUCCCGGCAGCAGGAUACGAUCCAUUGAGUCCAAGGGUCACAGCGGUGCAGCCGAUGUCCACAAGCUACGGCGGCCAUUGCAGCGCUUAUGGGAUAUCCACGAAAAGUAUCGUAUCCUGUGUGACCAGAUCUACAUCACAAUUGACUACUGGGAACCGAGUUCCUGGAUCACGGCUGGAGCAAUCUGCGAUAGGCAAUUCUCCUCACUUCCUUGCAAAUUCUGGGACCACGAGUUCGAAAGUGUUUCAGCAGUUGUCACUCCCUCCGAUAAGGAGGCCUCUAUCCGAGCGUAUGGCGACAUGAAGACGAAGCUGCGUGAUCAGCUUACAACCUACAAAGCCAUGAAGCUGUGUGAUUUUCGGAGCUUUUACAUUGCCUUGGAAGAAUCAUGCGAGGAGAAGUGUCAAGCCAUGGACAAAUUACUGAACCGGACCCUCAACAUAUUCUACCAUGAGAGAUCAAUCCCAGCAAGGUUUCAGUUCCACAUUGACAUGGGAACUACAGCUGUCAAGUUGUGGAAAGCUAAAGAGGAGCAGUACAGCAUCUGGCAUCUCUUCGAUCUCGCAGAAUCAUGGAUCGAUGCCAAGAAUGAGUGA
Molecule: messenger RNA, 759 nt
Organism: Aureobasidium melanogenum CBS 110374
Lineage: Eukaryota; Fungi; Ascomycota; Dothideomycetes; Dothideales; Saccotheciaceae
Exons: 2
Coding region: 1-759 (252 amino acids)
Source: RefSeq, a predicted model, not a curated record